CAUUAUCCUCUUGUGAUCUCCCCACUCCAUCGUUAUAAAGAGGUUCAGUGUCCAUAUUCACUGCCAGUCUCCAUUCAGCCUUGUAUUGUGCGCGCGUUGUGUGAAAAUUAAAAUAAUGAAGGCGACGUUAUUUUUGUUUGCUGUAUUGAUUGUGGCGGUAUCCUGCCGGCCAGAGAAGUCCGACAUAGCGAAGGCGAAGGCCGAGUUCGCUCGCAAGAAGGCCUGCAUGAAGGACUGUGCCAACAUUAAGGUGGACCCGAUCUGCGCCGGCAAGCAAGGAGAGAAACCCAAGUCUUUCGGCAAUGAGUGCGUUUUGCAGAACCACAACUGCGAACAUAAGGAUUCGCUCCACAAGAUCAGCAGUGGCCAGUGCCCAGGGGCGGAAGGCAUUCGUCUGUCUUAAAUAAAUAUACAUUUUAAGACAUUUUUAUUUCGUCCAUUUAUGUUAAUAAAACUUAUCUUUGUCCUGAAAUAAAACUGCUUGUAAAGCUUUACACACACAAACACUUUAGAGCUAACAAUUUAAAAAGAUUGGUAAGCAAAGUUCAGCUUAAUGAUAGAACUGAGACAAGUAUUCCAUUUCAAACAAAGCUUUUUCGUUAGAUAAAUUUCAAUUAUUUCGUUAGAUAAGUUUUAAUUAUUCGAAUAAUUUGGACAGCUAAAAUUUUUGCCUUUUAAAUGGAUGUCUCAUUUAAAGAUGCUGUGAUUUAUUAGACAUCAACAUCGCAUUAAACUGCAUUUAAUAUAUUUCUGUAAGCAUUACCAUAGGAAUUUUAUUGUGUUUACAAACUUUGUGUAUUUACCUAAUAUGAAAUACAACUGCUUGCUAUGUC
Messenger RNA from Amyelois transitella, 833 nucleotides. RefSeq lists its product as uncharacterized. The coding region runs from base 116 to 403 and encodes 95 amino acids. Gene Ontology annotation, molecular function: protein binding. NCBI's taxonomy places the organism in Eukaryota, Metazoa, Arthropoda, Insecta, Lepidoptera, Pyralidae. The record is from RefSeq and is a predicted model, not a curated record. The transcript is spliced from 3 exons.